Patella vulgata (common limpet) is the source of this 1072-nucleotide messenger RNA. RefSeq names its product protein FAM32A-like. The record is from RefSeq and is a predicted model, not a curated record. The transcript has 4 exons. The coding region runs from base 10 to 381 and encodes 123 amino acids. Gene Ontology annotation, cellular component: nucleolus. Lineage: Eukaryota; Metazoa; Mollusca; Gastropoda; Patellidae.
AUUUUAAUAAUGCCCCAAAUAUUACUUCCGGAAAUAAUAAAGAUGUCUGAAUACGACAACGUUCAAUCUGGUGGAUUGAAAUUAAAAGGAGUUUCAGACCAAAAGAUUAAAAAAAAAAAGAAGAAGGAUAAAAAGAAAAAGUUAGAAGAAGCUUUAAAUCAAGAAGUCAGUAAUAAGAGUGGAGAAAGUAGUCAAACAUAUAAAGUUGAAAGAAAAACGAAAGCCGAGUUGGCCUAUGAAAAGAAAAUGGAAAAGAGAAGAGCUCAAGAGAUUAUAGAAAUUGCAAGUAAAACCCACAAAGAGAGAAUCAUGGAUUUUAACAGACAGUUAGAUAAUUUAACAGAACAUUUUGAUAUUCCUAAAGUCAGUUGGACAAAAUGAUGGGAAUGUUUAUUACAUUCUAUUAUUCUGUAUAAUAUGUAUAUAUAUGCAGUUCAAAGUAAAUCACUGUUUUUGUGUGAAAAAAUUGAAAAGAGCAAACAAACACCUGUAAACUAUGGACUGGCCAAAAAAGUCACUAAUUCUGACAGAUUGUACGAAUAUGUGACCUCAUUUCCAGAAUGCAACUGACAUAUUUUAAUAUAGCCUUGUGCAAUAUACAUGUAUACCCUAUAUUCAAGUUUGAUCAAAAAUAGAAGCUGUUUCUCAUUACCCUUUUUCCUGUCAUAUAGAUUGAACAGUUGGAAAAGAUAUCUAUAUUUUUACAUAUUGUUAUGUAAAACUGACUGCAUGCUCUGCAAUAUUGCAUUUGAUCAUAUAUCAUUGAAAACUCUGUUAUAUAUGCUCCUGCUACUUUAGCAAAUAAUAAUAGCCACAUUGUCUAUAAUUACUGAAUAUCAAAUAUUUUAAUUUUGAAAUUUUUUUAUUUUGAUAAACUCUAUUGAAACCAAUUGGAAAUAACUACAAUAAUAUUAAAGCUAAUGUCAAUGCAUUCCUUACUCUUAAACAAGGGAUCCUACUUACAGUAUUUAUGUUGAACUCUUAUGACAGUGUCAUGAUAUAAAAUGAAGUUUGUUAAUCGUCUAGUGUAUGUAUGGAUGUAUGAAAGGUAAAUAAAAUAUGGUAUUUGAAA